This is a messenger RNA of Cucurbita pepo subsp. pepo (vegetable marrow), 1880 nucleotides long. RefSeq names its product squamosa promoter binding protein-like 2. Lineage: Eukaryota; Viridiplantae; Streptophyta; Magnoliopsida; Cucurbitales; Cucurbitaceae. Gene Ontology annotation, molecular function: DNA binding. The record is from RefSeq and is a predicted model, not a curated record. Gene Ontology annotation, cellular component: nucleus.
GCAAACGCAGAAAAGGCAGGCCGCGGAGCGUGUGAUAAGCGUGAGCUUUUUGCCAGUGGAGUUGUACGUGCAAUUCUCCACCAUAACACAACAUCCUCUGAAGACUGAAGGAAAGGAGAUGAUUUGAUAACGGAAACCAAGCUGAAGCCCCCGCAACUGCGAAUUCCUUCCGCGGAAAAAGGUGCAUGCAUGAGACGUUUCCCCCAGCCAUUUGUAAUUGAUGGAGUGGAAUGCAAGACCCCCUUUACAAUGGGACUGGGACAACUUAACUGUACUUAAUCCCAGAUAUUCUGAACAUGGUGAUGUAUUACAUCCAACUAUCUUUCAAACUAAACAUGGAAUUAACUUUGGACCUUCCAAUUCAGCUGGAGAUGACAGAACCACUGGUGGUCCUUUUUUCAAGUUGGGGCAAACUUCUCCGAAAAUCUCAAAAUCAGUUUCCACAAAUUCCUCGUCUUUUGAGAAAAGUAGAACUACCAAAUUCACGCUUGAGGGAUUUGAGCCAACUUUAGAAGAUUCUUGCAAUAAAAAAGAAUUUGUUGAGGCUGAAGUGGUCAGCACCUAUGGAACACCGGAGACUUCAACCUGCUCCUGCGAGCCAAUGCUUAGUCUGAAGCUUGGUAAGCAGGCAUACUUUGAAAAUGCUAGUGCUGUAAAUCUUACAAAGCCAUCUGCUUUGAUGGUGGAAUCCCGUGCUACUCGAAAAAGGUGCCAGAAUACACCAUCCGCUCACUGCCAAGUUGAAGGUUGUAACAUAGAUAUUUCAAAUAUUAAGGAUUAUUAUCGCAAACAUAGAGUUUGUGAAAGUCACUCCAAAUCUCCUAAGGUCAUCAUUGGAGGCUUUGAGCGUCGGUUUUGUCAACAAUGUAGUAGGUUUCACAGCAUAUCUGAGUUUGAUGGGAAGAAACGAAGCUGCCGUAGGCGUCUCUCCAAUCAUAAUGCUCGACGACGUAAGCCACAAUCAAAGGUUGUCAGUUUGAAUCCCGCAAGGCUGUCUUCUUGGGAUUUUGAGAACCGGCAGAUUGACAUUUUCUCUGAUAAAUUAUCACUCAUCUAUCCUACACCUAAUGAAAAGUCAGCAUGGGAGUCUGCAUUCAGCUCCAGACACCCACAAUGUGGCAAGUAUGUAUCAAAGCCUGAACCGACAUAUGGUUCGAUUGGGCAGCUAAACGUGUCUGGGGAUGAAAUGUGUUAUGUGCAUGCUAUGCCUUAUCACGAUAAUACCAGUAAGGCCGUCCCCUUCAAAGGAGCUGCAACCAAGAUUCUUGAUCCAGAAGGAUAUGUGAUUCCUUCCAAUCUGAAUUCAGCACAGGAUCUUCAACGUGCUCUCUCUCUUCUGUCAACUGAUACAAAGGGUCCUUACGAGGCAAGGCUUUUUGCUCCUGACAACCCUAAUCGUCUUGUUAACCCUAACUAUGCAAACCAGCCCUCCAUAUCACAGUCGCCAAUGAAUCUAGGCAUUCAAACUUUGCCCUUUGCUUCAGUGGAUUCACAAUCCUGGGGCAAUGGACAUCAUCAUCCUAUCGAAUUGCAGAUGCAAAUCCACCAUCCAAACAUCGAAGGAGGAAACAAUCUCUUUCAGGACUUUCAGCUCUUCAAAACACCAUGCGAGAUUGGGAUGUUCUCCAACCAAAUAAGUUGAUGAUGAUCUUCUGGGUCGUAGCGAGGUCUGCUGCGAUCUCAAGUUAAGGUCAGUCCACGCUAUCCCUACGUCUUUUUCAUGAUUUCUGCUUAAAUGAAUUGUUUUUUUUUUCGGACUGUGCUGUGCUUCCAAUACCAAAACUUUAUGCGUGUGGAAGAUGCAUGACAUGAUUUGCAUAUUACCGCAGUACCUUAAACGGCUCCUUUUUCACUGAUUUUCGUCUGUUCUGACCGUCAUA